AUGUCAACGGAAUUUUAUUUCUUUAAAAGAGCAGAGCGGAAUAGACUGGAAGAUAAUACAUUUUUGCCAUUGUGGGAACUUGUAGAGUCCUGGACUCAAAAUGACUGGAUGGCAAUCUUUUUUAUAAUUUUCCUAGGAAUUAUUUUUGAGAUAAUACUCAUAAAGAUUUAUACAUCCUUUCAUAAGAAACCUGUACUUCCAGAAAAAGGUAGUUCAGGGGCCCAGGAGGAUCAGUUCAUGUCCGCACCUAACCUAAUCACUUGGAAGUGGAACGAGAUUACUAUAGUUGAUGAGUUUUCAGUAAGAACAAUUACUUCAUCACUUAAAACUGAAGACAAGGAAGGUAACUUUGAAGAUAGAGUUUCACCAACAGAUGAAGUAAUAUGGUCAGGUACUAAUGAAAGUAAAUAUCAAGUAAGUUACUCUAGUGAAAGUCGUAUGCCAUCUUCACAUGGGACUAGCUCAUCUUUGUCACUGUUUCAUUCAGAAGUAAAGGAAUUUUUUCUUAGCCAUAGAGGAUAUGAAAAUGAACAUGAAACAGCACAAUUUUCAUCAAGGAAAUUAUUUGCAAUAUUGAAAACCAACAAAAAUAAAAAUCCAGCAUUUUCUUCUGACUUUAACUUUUCAAGACGCUCUAGCAUCUCUAGAGAAAGUGAAGGUCUAGAUAUGGCACCAUGUCCUCCUGCCCACUUAUUUCUUUCCAGAGACCAAGUCAGACUUCUGGAAGAAACUGUGAGAAAUCAAAUUCCUUUAAAACCCAAAACUAUAUUAGAGAGUAAAACUACUUAUCCAUACUCAAGACCUCAAGAGUCCUUGAUUCAAAAUCAACAUUCUUUUGGAAUGCAUAUUCAUACCCAAGCACAAGAUUCUUUUCCAGUACAAAAUGCUAUUCAGAAUCAAGGUUUUCAUGAAGCCAGAUUUACUAGUCAAGCCCAACAAUUUGUUAACAACCAAGAAUCAGUCAACAGCCAGCCUGAUAUCAUGGCCAGGUAUUUUGCUCUGCCCCAAGAUUUGAUUAGGAAGCCGUUUUCCAGCAGCACACAAGACUCCUUCCAGACCCAAGUUAUGGGCAGAAGCCAACAUUUGGUUAAUGUCCCACAUUCUGUUGAGACUCAACAUUCAAUCAAGGGCUUAGAGUCUGAUAAUAAACACUUACAUGAGACCCAAUAUUCUCCUAUUUGGUUUGAAGAUUCAAACCAGAUUAAACAUUUAACGCAGGGGCAAAAUGCUAUUUUUAAGAAUGCCAGAUUUCUAGUUUUAACUGUAAGUCCAAAUUCAUUUGCAGAAGGGAUGCUCCAAAUAAGGAGUGUAAAGCCAGAGGGCCAGAAACAAAUUGCUUCUUCAGAAUUAAACCAGUAUUCUGUAUAUAGCUCAGUGCCUCUUUCACUUACCUUUAAAAGGCAGAAAAACUGGAGAAAAGCAUUACACGGUAAAAGUAAACUUAGUCGCAAAGUUUCAUCUCAAAAGUCGAAGAAACCACCAACUCCAUGGGUAUUUCAAAUGACAGUAUGCCACACUUCAAAACCUGGCAAGUUAGGAUGCAAGUAUAAUGCUAAGAAGAAAGAAUUACAUCCAAGGAAAGGUGUAUCAGAUAUAGCUUUGCAUCUUCUUUACUUUUCCAAGCUUGUUCCUCCUUAUAUUAAGAGGUAUUCCAGAAAAAAACUAGUAGAAGUCAUGCCAGGUGUAACAGGACGUAGACAUUCUCUGCUGAAGCAAAACAAGUCACUAGAUGCGGAGAAUGUCAGUUGUGUGGGGUCUGUUGAGAAAAGAGGAACCUCAGGCAAUGCUAAAAAUGUAAAGCAGCAUGGCAGAGAAAAUGAAGGACAAAAAAACAUCUCAGCAAAACUUCCAUCCUGGCUAGAAGAGUCUUUCAUGGUCAAUACUUUUCCAUUAAAAGCACCUUGUUCUUUAUUAAUAGAAAAAAACUGGAAGAAUAAACAGUCUCUUAAAGACCCAAUUACACAAGAAAAAGAAAUUGGUAUUGCAGAGUUCCAUGCCCCCAAUAGUAAAAAAACAUCUGACCUGCAUAUUCCAAAGCAUGAGGCACCUUUAGAAGAAGCUAUAUCAGAACCUUGGCAAAAAUUUGCUUCCUCUCCUGAAAUGGAAUCAAACAGAAGAAUGAAAACACAGGAAGACCUAAAAAGUACAGAGAAUUCCCAUCUUCCACUUUCAAAUGGAGAGGAGUUAUCAACUAAUUCGCCAGAAACACAAAGGUGCUUUCCAAACAGAAAUAUACAAAAGGAAAAAGAUUUCCUGGAAAUUGUUCUGGAGACUUCAGAGGUCAAUUUGCUCAUUUCACUAGGAACUAAAGAGCAUAAAAGCAGUGAGCAAGUAGCAAGUGUAAAAACUCAAGAGAGUACAGAAGAUACAGUUAUGAAGGAAAAGAAACCAUUAAUCCUUCAUGUGACAGAAUGUGAUGACCCAAGUGAAAGUGAGAGACUGCAAUGUAACACCAGAAGCAACAUAAAUAUGCAAGAUAAAAGAAUAUUUGCAACGUUUCACAAUGCCACUGACACUACCAUUUCUGGGCCGCCUGAUAUGGAAAUGCAGAGCAGAUUAAAAGCCAAGACAGAUACAUCGACAACAGGGUUUAGUUAUUCAGUGGUAGAGCAAGAGAAAUUACCAGAUGAAAAGAAAGCAUCGGAUGCAAAAUACAUUGAGGAGAGAUGUAUUAAAAAGCCACAAGAACAUGACAGAGAGGAAGAGGAACCAACUUUACAAGAAGCAGUUCCACAGCUGAAACAAGAUUUCAGGGUCGGCCUGCAACUAAGGCAGAAGCCUAAAUAUGUCAGAUUUGAAAUUAAACAGAGCAGUUCAGGUAGUAGAAAAAACCCAAAUAAAGAGCAAGAGGUACAACCACAAACUCUUUCUACAGAAACAAUUGUGGGGACUGGUCCAUGCCCCACAAUGGAUCCAUUUCAAGUUCAGGUAAAGCAAAUCACGGACAGACCUACAGGCAGAGAGACUGCAGAUGCGAAGAAUCCUCUUACAGUGCUAGAGAACUUACCAGUGGGUGGUGUUUUAACUGAUACAACAGAACGUGAUGUCCCAUUUGGUGGAAGCCCCAGAAAGAUACCAGAUGAUCAUAUUGCGGAGGAAAAGGAAGACUUAAAACGAGUUUUCCCUGCAGCUGCCCUGGGGUUGUUCAUCAUCCGCACACUUCCUUUAUCGUCUUUCAAAAGGCAGAAAAUCAGAAGAAAAUGGUCAGGAGCAAAAACGGUACUCGGUCCCAAACUUGUCAUUAUGAAAGUAAAGAAGCCAGCAAAUUUACUGAUGCCUAAUAUCAGUAGGAAUGGUAUACCAAGUCUUAGGAGAAGAUUGAGAGGCAAUUUUAAGAUCAUAACUAAACAGAUACUGCAAGAUAAAAUUGUGUCUGAUGUGCUUGUGAAUGUUACUUACCCCCACAUGUCUACUGUGCCUCGUAUUAGAACGCACAGCAGACUCAAUGCGGAGAAUCCCGGCCAUACCAAGCCAAACCAAGAGGAAUCAGAGCAUGAAAGGGAAGAAAAGCAUUCCAAUUUUAUUAAUAAAGGAAAUGACUCUGGAAACACACUAGAAGAAGCUAAAUUGCAAGAUGAAGUGAGAGGGGACGAAGCAGCUCGACCAGAAGCAGUCCUUCAUGGUCCCUGGCACCUCAGAUUGAAUGCAAAUCCCGAGAAGGAGUUCAAAACAGAGGAAGAAAUGCCUCAACCAGUUACAUCCGGAGAAAGUCUUGUGGAGUCUGUUGACACCCCAAUAAUGGAUCUAUUUCAUGUUGAGAAUAUGAAGAAAAGCCUAGCAACACAAGCAGACUUAAAACGCACUGCAGAUGCGGAGAUACCUCUUCCGACAUCAGGAAAAUCAGUGAUUGGAGACCCUUUAAACCAAACAAGAGAAAGUGAUGUUUUAGAUUAUGGAAAGGAUACAAGGGAAAUGGGUUACUUUUUUGCAGACACAAAGGCAGAACUACCAAAAGAUUUACCAGCAAUGUAUUCAGAGACUUUUAAUUGCCACAUGCCUGUUUUAACUCACUCAAAAGUGAAUAAAAACAGAGUACGAUUCUCACACACAGAAUGUCCAGUGAAGCCCAAGUCUGUACCAACGAAUACAGUGAAGCCGUCAGUUUCACAAGUAUUUAAUAGAACAGGUCAUAGAAAGAAAUUGGACUCCGAGGCGAAGGCCAAGUUGGAGAAGAUCAACCAAGCUAACGGAUUGGUAUAUGACUUUAUAAGUAGCCUUUUUUCUCCUAUGCAUAGCAGAUUACAAGGAGAGACAAACAGCUUCUGUCACGCUCAGUUAAAGCAAGGGCAAUUAGCAGAGGAAGUGAGACCACGGUAUGUUGAUUUCUUUGAUAAGUGUAGUGCAUUCCAUGACCAAGAAGAAAAAGUGAAAGAGGGAGAGGAAGUGGAGCAGAAAACAUUGUUAGAGGCAGCUUCGCAGCAUACCCAGCAUCUCUGGCCCGAUGCAUGUCAAGGGAAGGAGACCCACCCUGACGAACAGUACACAGCACUGAGCAGUUUAACACAGGAGCAAGAUGCUCAGCACCAAACAUGGUUUGCACAAACUGCCUUGCAGACUAGCCUCCAGAUGGCUCCUAGAGAAGGCGAGGAACUCGAGAAACCCAGCCAAACAGAACAUGCCAUAACAGCCCCUAUGGGUGCCGAGAGUCCACCUCCCAAAGCAGCACCAGCUCCAGAGAAUAGCCAAAGCUUCAUAUUCAAUGCGUAUCAGAAGGAGAAUUUUGACCUUGUCCAAUCAGAUGAGGAGCUGAAACAACCACGAAGUCGAAAUCUUCAGGUACAACCACAAAUGCAUGGUACACAAACUGUUUUAAGUUAUGCUUCCUGCCCCAUACUGGAUCAGCUUCAAUUUGGAGAGCUAGAGAGUUACGCUGGGUUUUCACCUCCUAAGUCAGAGGAAGUGAAGAAUGAUGAGAUCAUUUUUUCUGCAAGAGAACAUGGUGUCCCAUCUGAUGCAAAUCACCAAAAGGAACAGGCUGGUGGUGUUGAAAAGAAAGACACAGUGACUUUUGAUUCCUGCCUACCUGCUUUAUCUACACCCCAGAGAAACUUCAAAUAUUCAGACAAGAAAACCUCAGUGAAUACCAAAUAUGGACUUUUAAAGGCAAAGAAACUGUCAGUUUCAAACAUAUUCAAUAUCAAGAGUGCUGUUAGCCCAAACCAUAGAAAAGAAUUGGGAUGUAACCCUAUAACCAAAAUGAAAGAGGUGCAUCACGGAGAAAAAAUGGCAGCUAGAAUGUAUUCUUUCAUGACUAUUACCCCUGACAUUAAUACGUAUAACAAGAUAGAAAGAGAAAAAGAUAUGUUAGGAGAAAGAAGUCUCAGGGCUAAACAAGUAAAGCAAGCAACAUCACCACUGGAAGGGAAUAUUACUUCAGAUGACACCAAAGAAAACAGUGUUCAAGAUGAGGAGGAAGAAACCGGUGACCAGGAGAUAUUAAAAGUAAUUUCACAGCACAGCACACAUUUCAAAUUCUGUUCAGGCCAGAGGGAGGAGCUUGACCUACAUCAAUCAGAAAACCAAAGAAGUGGGAAAAUUCUCUUUGUUAUAGAACAAGACAUCCCACAACAAAUGCAGCCUACAGAUUCCAUGCUGGGAGAGAAGCCAAAGAAAAGCCACCAUCCACAAAAUGGUGCAAUAUAUAUAGCAAGUUCAAAGCUUCCUCCUCUAAAGUCAAAGGACUCACUAAUUGGUCAAGUUUUAGUGGAUACAGUGAAGGGUGGUGUCCCAAGUGUUGGGAGCCAUAUGGGGGAACUGUACCAUCAUGGUAAAGAGGAAAAUGCAGAGUUUAAAAAAAAUCUAGAAGCAACUGUCCUGGAGUAUUCGGAGGUCUCCACGCCUGAUCUGUCUGAAUCGAAAAAGCAGAGAAAGACAUUUACAUGUAGAGCCUUAAAAAAUCAAAUGAGUCCCAAAUGUGUAAUUAUGAAGGCAAGGAAAACGCCAAUUUCAACAAUAUUUAGUAUCUCAGGGAAUGGUUGUCUAAAAAACUUACCUCCAAAGACCCUGAAAUCACAGAACACUGACUUUUUAAUUCAUACAAAGUGCUCUGGGGUACCGGAAGAUCUUAUUGCAGAGAAAAAAGAAGGAUUAGCACAAGAAUUUCCAGCAACGAUUUUGGAGUCUUUGGAUUUAUCCACACUUGCUUUACCUGCAUUGAAAAGAAGGAGAAACCAUUUAAAAUAUACAGAGAAGAGAAAGAAAAUGAGUCUCAAAUGGGUAACUUUGAAGACAAAAAAGCCACCAAUUUCCCAGACACUUCACAUCACAAAACGUGGUAUUCCAAGCCAUAGAAGGCAAUUCAAAUGCAACUUCAGUAUCAUGAUGAAACAAGGUAAACCCGUGGCAGACAAAACCCUAAAUGCCAUCUCCUCUCCCAUGCCUGUUUCACUUGACGUGAAAAUGCAUAACAGAAUAAAAGCAGAGUCAGAUGUGUUGUGGACAAUGAGAUUUAGUCACGAACGGCAACAGCAAGAGCUGUCACCAGAUGGAGAGAGAGCCAGCGGGGCCUUUUCCAGUGACAAGAGGGGCCGUGCCUCCAGGGGCAUGAAGGAGGUCAAAGGCCAACGUGAAGAAGCAGCCCCACGGAGUUCUCAGCACUUCAGUUCCAUCACUGGUAAAAUGGAGGAGCCUCGCUGUGUGAGAUCAGAACUAGAACUGGAGAAUUCAGCAAGGAAAAAAAUCCCAGAACCACUUAACACAGCUCAGGAGCAGCAGCAACAAACACUUUUCACACAAAGCGUGUUGCAUUGUGUUUCCUGCACUAUCUUGAAUUCACUUCCAGUUGAGAAGCUACCAAAAAGAACGAAAGCACAGAAAGGCUUGCAAUAUGCAAAGAGCCCAAAGCUUUUAUCUCCGGAGCUAGGGAAAUCUGUUCGUGAAUCUUUAAUUAUUACAACACAGAGUGACAUCCCAUCUGAAAGAGGCCCUAGAAAGGAACUUGCUAGAUCUACUCCAGAAGGGAAGAGAAGAUUGCAAAAGGAGUUACAAGGGAGAACCUUGAAGUUUUUGGAUUUCACCACUCUAGCUUCAUCUGAUUUUAGAGGGUGGAGAAAGACACCACAAAUCCCCAAAUCUAGAACGGGGAAAGCACAGAUGGCAUCAAUUUUAAAGACGAUCCACAUCGCUAGGUCUACAGCUCUUAGCCAUGGAAAGGAACAGGACUGCGUCUUGGAAAACAUGGCCCCAGAAAUAUCUCAAGCUGAUAACAAAAUAGAUAUUGAAAUGAAGAGCACAUCAAAAGCAGAGACAGAUCAACUAAGAGUAAAUCUGCACAGCCAUAUCCCUGCAAAGCGAAGGAAAUCACCAUGUGAUAGGGAAGCAUGGAACCAGGCCAGCUCAACUAAUAUGCAAAACAGAUCAAGCAAGACAAUGAAAAUGAAUGUGCAACAUGAAAAGGAAGAGGAAAAUAUCCAAAGAAUGUUAUUGGAUUCAGUUCCACACUGUGGGCAACACCACCGCUUCAGCGCCGAUCAAAUGAAAAAUCCUGGUUCUUCCCAAUCAACAUCUGAACUGAAUAAUUCAGAAGUCAGAAGGACUUGGAAUUUGCCUUGGACAGCACAAAAGAUGAGACAAGAAGAAUGCUUUAGAGAAACCGUUUCGGAGCCUGUUUCUAGACACAUGAUGACUUUUCUUCAAGUUGAAACAGAGAAAAAAGGUCUUUCUACUCAAGAAGGAAUAAAAUGUAUGGAACGUGUAAAGACUCCAUUGCCAAAAGCAAGGAAAUCAGAGACCACUUCAAUACAAUGUGGCACUCUAUGGGAUGGAAAUCCUAGGAGACAUUGGGAUAGUCCUAUCUCAGGGAAGAAGGCAUGGAAUCAAAAUGACUUAGUGAGAACAGUCUUAAAACCUUCAGAUUUUUCCAGCCUUGAUUCAUCUGUACCCAAAAGCCAGAGCUAUGCAUUCGAGUUUGUAAGCAAGAGAAGUAUAGUAAGUUCCAAGCAUGUAACUUUGAAGGCAAAGAAACGACCAAGUUCACAAUUGCUUAAUACCACAAGGUGUAUUACAGGAAGCCAUAGAAAGAAAAAGGGGUGCACAUUUCAGUACAAGAUGAAAGGGAGACAGUGGAUUGAAAGUGUUGUAGAGGCGUCACUCCCUGCUGCUGAGGGAACUGAGAUUCCACCAUCCAAGAUAGUGACUGAUAAACACUCAUUCGAUACAAUAGCAAGGAGCACCAUAUAUAACAGAACACUUCACAAAAAUCUGCGUGGUCAUACUACAGAAGAAAAGGCAGAGUUAGGGGGAAACUCUGCCACAACUUUCUUGGGGCCUUUAGACUUCUUCACACCUAUUUUAUCUGACCCUGAAAGCCAGAAAAACACAGUACAGUUAUUAGAAGAGAAAAUCACCUUGAAUAUCAACUGUUCAAUUAUGAAGAAAAAGGAGCCGGCAAUUUCACAAAUACUUAAGAUCAGAAGGCAGUUUACCACAAAAUACAGGAAUAAACCUGGAUCCAAUUUAAAAACGAAAAUGAAACAGAUGAGGCAGGAUAAAAAUGUGGCUAAUACAUUUCCAAAUACCAUUGACUUCACACCGGAUACCCCUGACCUUAGAAGGCAGAGCAGAUUGAAAACAGGGAUUGACAGAGGAUCACAGUUCCAUCACACACAGCCAACACAUAGAGAGCUGCCAACCGAAGGGCUAGUGAUUUCACAACCGCUUCAUGCUACCAGUCGUGCUGCUUUAAGCAAUAAUGAGCGACAGGAAAAGAAGAUAGGCACGAAGAGAGAGAAAACUGUAUUACGUGUGGACCUCAAAUCCGUAUAUGAUUCCAUGCCUAUUUUUUCACACAUAAAAAUGGAGCCAUCACCUAGUACCUGGGGUAUCUCUGAAGAGUCUUCUGAAAAGGGAAAUGCCCUAAACAAAGCAAAUGCUAGCUCUGCUUAUGCCUGCACACCUGUGUAUCUUCAAAUCGUAAAACAUAAAGCUAUGGCAAAAACAGCAGAUGUGAAAAAUAGUAUGCAUACCAAACGGGUAAAAUUGAAAGCAAAGAAGCUACCUGUUUCCCAGCUGUGUCAUACUAUAGGAUGUAGGACCAGAAGAAACAAAAAGGAACAGACAUGUAACAUGAAGAAGCAGAAGAGGGAGUUCUGGCAAGAUAAAACUGUAACAGAUUUACUUCUGAGCACUAUUUGUGAUUCUGGAUCUGGUCCAUCUCAAAUUAAACAGUUUACAGAAGUAAAAAGGGAGAAAGACAGGCCAAGAAAGCCCCUUUACACUCCUCCCCAGCGAAAGCUAGAGAAAUCACUAAGCCAAAGAAAAAUGUCAUCUUCAGAGUCCACUGAUAUUAAGAAUACUAUAUCAAGAAAUAUCAAAACACUGAAACAAUGCAUUAGAGCACAAAAAGAAAAUCACCAAACUCUUUUACUAGACAUUCUCCCUCAAUGUAGAGAACAGUUAGUGAUUGGCCAACAAGUGAAGAAGGAGCUUGACCCCAUGAAAAUAGGAGUAACGUUGGAAAGAGAAGUAUACCCUGGUCUAUCUUCCCAGAAGAGGGAUAUCAAUUACCCUAGGUUCGAUGCCCCAAGAGUUAAAAAACUUACAGGAUGUGAAUUCCUUGUUGCACAAAGAGUGAAGGAAGAAGACAUAGACAUGGUUGAACGUUCGGUUUCAAUUCCAUCGGGGAGACAAGUAUCAGAGAAAACCGAUGCUUCAUUAAGUUCAAAAGGACAGAAUAUAUUUCUUACAGAGUUGAAUGCUUCUCAACAGAAGACUUGCAAGGAGCAAGAAUUGCCAAAACAAGGAAGUGUUUCAAUGACAAAUCUGGGGUCUGUUGCCUACCCCAUUAUGGAACCUUCUCGUUUGGAAAACACAGGAAAGGUAGCUGAGGAAGAGAUGUACACCAGCAAAAAAAAUAUUUCACAUCUAUUGGGAAGAGAAGAUAUAGAAGAAACUGAUAUCUUCCAAGGCUCAAAAGGACAGAAGUUUCUUUACACCAAUCUGGUGGCCCAGCAAAAUAUAUCUGCAGUGCAGAAAGGAGAGAUGGAGCCAGAUGACAUUCCUGAAAGUACUGUGGAUUCUGUAUCUUGCCCAAAUAGGGAUAAUCAUUUCCAGAUAACACAGGUGGUAAAUACAAGGAAGGAAGAUGUAAGCAUUCCUAUAAAUUUAUAUGUAAAUCCAUGGAGAAAAGAGCAAUCACAGGUAACUGAUAGUCCAUUGAGAUUAAAUGAAAAGAAAAUGAUUUUUUCUGGAAAACUGAAGGCGAAGCAACUACAUAGGUCUAACCAGAAUAAAAAAAAUAUUCUGGAAUCCAUUUCUUCAUGCAUAGUGCAUCGACUCCAUAAUAAUAAGCUAAAGAAAAAUGUCUCAGCGAAAGGAAGGAGUUCAAAAGUUUUGAGUUCAGUGGUAGAUGAAGCAUCAAAUAAAGCAGAUACUCCAGUAGACCAACCUCCGUGCUCAGAAGGAGUUGACUUGCACAACAGGAGAAGAAAAGAACCUCAAAAAGAAAGUACAUGCAAGGCUCUUCCAACAUCUGUUUCUUAUUCCUUGACAGAUGUCCUUCAGAUGAAAUUGCCAUGUGUAAAGGAAGCAUUAAAGGCUCCAAUGUACCACACUUCAAAUACAGAAGGAAUUGGCUUGCCUGUUGAGGGAAAAGAAGAAAAGCAACCAGAAUGUAUACACCAGAUUUCUCCAAAACCUGCUUCUCACUCUUUGAGGGACAUAUUUCAGAGCAAGAUGCCAUGUAAAGAGAAGGCAUCAAAAGAAGUAGUUAGCACCAUGGAUUACAUUCCAAGUACAGAACAAAUUGGCUCGUUCAUUACAAGACAAGACAGCAAGGUGCGGAUAGGUAAAGGUAAACCAUGUAUGAAACCGACAAGCUUGUGUGCUUCCUUACCAUCUCUACCACAUACUGAUGUGAAUUCAAGAAUAAAAGUAGGGCAAGGUAAGUCUGGAAUACUAAAGAGCUGCCUUCUACCGUUAAAGUCCCAGGUAUCAUCAAGUGUCAGGAAAACACUAUUUGCAAAGUCAAUUAAUAGAGAUAGUUUAAGCCGUGUAAUAGAAUCAAAACAUUUGCCACAGGGAAAAAAGGAAGAUGGAGAAAAUAUAGUAUAUGUGAAAGACAUCAUGGGCCUCAAAUGUGUCACUUUUAAAGGAAAGAAAACACCUUUUAAAUAUAUACUGCAUGGAAAAGAGCCACAGUGGAAUAACAAAGAACAAGAGGAAACGAUGCAGAAAGAUAAAAGUGAUCUAGACAUGGUUCAGAAUAAACACCAUGCUUCCUUUCCUUCUUCACCGCACCUGGAACGGAUGCCUGGAAUAAAGGAGGUCCUCAUGCGAGGAAUCGCAGGAUUUUGUCUUCCAUCACUGACACUCAAGGAAUUAUCUGAUGCAAUGGGAGUACGUGAGGAGCCAACUGAUGAUAUUUUAAGCAGUAUAAAAAAAGCAAAAUAUGUGCCACGGAGAGAUAGAGUAGAAAUGGCUUUGGAAGAAAUAAUGCAACCCAAAAGAAUAGCUUUGAAAGUGAAACAGUCUCGAAUCACACAGGAAUUACAGUUGAACAUCAAAGAAAAUGAGAAAAACAUGCAGGAACGUAAAGAUAAUCAAGUUGGGAUUCGGAACACAUCUUGUAUUUCCGUCUCUUUUCCAUCUCACUCAGAAGUGGACAUAAGAAUAACAGGGGAAGAAACCAGGCUAAUAAAAAGAAGGUCCUCUUUUCUACAACCAGAACUCCAGGAGUCAUCAGAUAUAGAAAAAAUAGCAUACAAAGAGUCUGUUUAUGGUGAUAUCUCAAGCAACAUAAAUAAAGCCAAAGAGCAUAUAAUGCAGGAAGAAGAGGAGAGAGUAAAAAAGGAAGAAGUCAUACCUUUCAGGGAAAAGAAAUCACCAAUUUCACAGGAAACCCAGCUGGAUAUUGAAGAGCAAGAGACAAAGGUACAAAAAAUUAAAGAUGAACCAAAUGUCCUUGUGAGCAAUACCAGCCCUUGCAUAAUUGCUCCUUCUCAUUUAAAGUUGGGUACAAGAAUUCAAACAGCAGACUCUCUAACUGAAGUUGCAAGAUACUGUAUUCCAGAACUAUCACACCAGAAAUCAUCAGAUGCAGUGAAAAAAGCAAAUAAAGAGUCCAUUGAUGACCAUGCCGCAAGUGAUGUACAAGAAGCAAAAGACUAUGUGCCACAGAAAGAAGGGAGUGAUGUAGAGAUAUCAGCUGAGAGAGACGUGAUGCAUCCAAAAGAUAAAGAUUUAAAAAGAAAGCAAGCACUUUCACAGGACAUACCACCGGAUCUUAAAGAGCAGGUGAACGUGGAUCCGGAAAGUGAAGAGCAGGGGAGAAUGGAGGGAGGAGGUAAAGGUGAACGGGAAGUGGUUCUGCCCACACACGGGGCUUCUGAAUCUUCUCUAAGUCACCAUGAAUUGGACACAAGAAUAGAAGGAGAGGAAGACAGCCAAGGAAUAACAAGACCUGCUGUUUCACAACUACUGUUACAGAAAUCAUUUGAGGCAGGGAAAACAGCAUAUACAAAGUCAACUGGGGAUGAUAUCUCAAAGGAUCUAAGAGUAGUGCAAGAGUAUGAGCCAGGGAAAGGAGAAGAUGGAAGAAAAAUAGUAAAUAUGAAAUAUCUAAUGUAUCCCAAAGGCACAACUUCCAAGGAAAAGGUAUUACCACUCCCACAUGUACUCUAUACCUCUGGGAGCUGUGGCUCCCAAAUUGUAGAAGUACAGACAAAAAUGAAGGAAAAAUUAGGAAACCUACAGGAAAGAAGCAAACUAGAUAAGCUUCUGACAAGAACUUCUCUACUUCCAUUUAAGUUAAACAAAGGUAUAGGAGGCAAGGAAGAGAAAGAAGGAGUAACAAGACCCUCUCUUCCACCCUCAUGGCACAAGGAAUCAUCACAUGCCGAGGAAUUAAAAUAUACAGUACCAUCUUUGAAUGGCAUCGCAAGCAGUUCAAAAAGAACAGAAUACAUGACACAAACAGAAGAGGAGAAAGCAAAUACUUUUGAGGAAGACAUAAUGCACCCCAGGUACAUAGCUUUGAGGGCAAAGAAAUCACCCCUUUUCCUUAUACUCAAAACAAAGAAACUGCAAGUCAACAUCAAAGAACAAGGGGAAGUGGGGCAAGAAGAUAACGAGGACACUGUUGUGCUUCUGAGCAGAAUUCAUCCUUUCAUCACUUCUUCAACUCAUCUUAAGUGGGACACAAUAAAAGAUGAGGAGGGUGAGCCAGGAAUAAUAAGAAAUGAUGUGCCACAUCUUGAGCUCCAAGAAUCAUUGCCUUCAGGGCGAGUGGCACCUACAGAGUCAUCUGAUAGCCAUGUGAUAAAAGAAGAACAACACCCACGACAGGAAGAAAGGAACAGAGUACAAACAGAAGCCACAGAUGGCUCAAUGCGGCCCAGUGGCACAGAUUGUAAGGCAAAGAUAUCACCACCUCCUCCUGUGUUCAGGGUUACUGAGCACAGUGCUUUGAACAACAGAAAGGAACCACAGUGGAGCAUGAUGGAGAAAGUAGAACAAGAGCAGCAAAGAACAGUUGACCCUGAUGUGGCUCGGACAAAAACUCCUCCUUCCACACCUUCCCCACCUCACCACAGAUGCUCUCCUUCACAAUUGCUGUGCCCUGAGUCAUCAGAUGCAGGAAAAACCAGACAUGCAGAUUCCAAUGAGGGCAUUGGCUCUUUCGAUGUAACAAUAAAAAUUAAUCAGCCUAUGCCAUAUACAAAGGUAAAGAACAGAGUAAAAAUAAAAGAUGGGGAAGGUAGAAGAUUCCCAAAAAUAAUCACUUUGAGAGCAGAGAUAUCCUCACCUCUACAUCUAUCCAGUAGAAAGAGACUACCUUUGUAUAUUAAAGAGCAAGGGAAAGAAGUGCAAGAAGGCAAAAGUGAACCAGAAAUGGUUCUGAAGGAAGCCUGUGCCUCCUUGCCUUCUCCAUCUUGCCUGAAAUGGGACGGGCAAAUGAAUGAAAAGGAAGACACAUUAGAAAAAACACACUUCACUUUUCCACCAUCAAAGAUUCAGGAUCCAUCCAAUUCAGGCAAAGAAGCAUAUACUAAGUCAUUUUAUGGUGAGUUAAAAGAGAAGGAUAGACUCAAAAUAGAUAUUGAAGACAAAAUGAUCCCAAGAUGUAUGGCUCUGAAGGCAAAGGAAGUACCCCUUUCACAUAUACUAGAUACCAAAAAAUUGCAGUGGAAAAUGAAAGAGCAAGAGAGAAAGAUGCAGAAAAAGAAAAAUGACCUCGUUGAAAAUCUGGGAAACAUCUGUACUUCUUUACUGACUCUACCAUAUCUUAACUUUGGCAAAACAGGAGAGGGGUACAUGAUAAGAAUUACAAAUGUGCCUCUCCCACAACUACAGUCCAAGGAAUCACUAGAUGCAGUGAAAACAGCAUAUGCAGAAACAACUGAUGGAGAACUUUCAAAUGAUGUAAAAGAAUUAAAAGAACAUACGUUACAGAAAGAAGUGAGAGAUGGAGAGAAAAACGUGGAGAUGAAUAGUACAGUGGCUCCCAGUGAUAGGCAUUUAAAAGAAAAGAGAUCACCUAUUUUACUUAGAUACAAUCUAAGUGACCAUCCGUGGAAAACUAAAGACCAAGAGGGAAUGGCUCAGGAAGGUCAGCGUGAGCCAGGUGGUACAAUACCAACUAAGACUUGUACUUGUACUUGUAGAUCUUCCCUACUUCACCUUUACAAGAAUCCCAGAUGUGAGAAAAAGAGAAUGGCCAUAUUAACAAGAUCCUCUCUUUCCCCAGUCAACUUCCAGGAAUCAUCAGAUUCUGAAGAUGUGGAAAGUGUAGAGCCAACUGCUAGAGAUAUUUUAAUCAGUCCACAAAAAGGAAAAGAUCAGAUGCCCCAGAACAAGGAGGGGGGUGAAGUAGAAACAGUAAACCUCGUGUUCCCCAAACAUCAAGAAAAGAAGAUACAAGGAAGUAAAGAUGAACCAGGUGUGGUUCUGGCCAACACUUCCUCUCCAUCUUUGUCUCUCCCUCUCCUCCAAUUGGAUAAAGAAAUACAGGUAGAUGAUGAAAUGUUAGUAGCUACAAGGUCUGUUGUGCAGAGAGUAUCAAAUGCCAGAGAAAUAGUACAUACAGAAGCAAUCGGUGGUGAUGUCUUGCAAGAUAGUCAAAAUGCAAAACAAUGUAUGCCUCAGGAAGAGGAGAAGGACAGAGAAAAAACAAAUAUGAAAAGUAUGGCGCAUAUCACAGAUAUAAUCUUGAAGUCAAAGAAAUCACCUCCUUCACGUAUGCUCCAUAGAACAGAAUUGCAUCUAAUCAUUGGAGGGCAAGAACCAAAGAAACAUGACGGUCAAGGUAAACCACCCUGUACAGUGCUCAGAAAAAUUUAUGUUUCCAAACAUUCAGCUAACCCUACAUUAGAUAAAGGUACACAAGUAAAUGAAAAAAUGCUUGGAAUUAGAAGGCCCUCUCUACUUCCAUGCAUGCUUUCAGCAUUAUUAGGUGCAGGGGCAAUUCGUGAUGUAAGAGAAAGAAAACAACAUAUGUCACAGAAAGAAAAAAAGUAUGAAGUGAAAACAGUUGAUAUGAGGAUUAGGAUGCAUCGCAAAGAGGCCAGGAUUUCAUCAAUUUCCCAUAUCUUUAACACAAAGGAAUUUGUGUUGAAUAUUAAAGAACAAAAGGAAAAUAUGUGCAAAGGUGAAGAUGAGCUACCUAUAGUUCUGACAAGGACUUUUCUUUCCAUCCCAUCAGCACCUGCCCUUUAUCUAGACUCAGGGAACAAAAUAGACAAAGAUGUACCAGGAGCUACAGGAUCCUCUCCUUUCCAGCAAAAUCUCCAGGAAUCAUCAGAUACCCAGAAAACAGCAAUUACAGAGCUAGUUGCUGGUGAUAGUGAAAUCGUUGUGAAGAAAGUCAAACACUCUGUGCCACAAGAAGAGACAGUGCAACAGUGGACAUCCAACUUCAUGGUCAGUGUACAGCGAAGGAAUGAACCUCCACGAGUCAAAUCUGAAGGAGACUUGAGUCUGUUAGUUUUAAAUUCACAGCAUGAGGACAUUUAUUUAACAGGAUUUGGUACCAUAAGUGGGAAAAGGCUGGAAUAUUUCUUUACAGGGCAAGAGGCUCGACCAGAAAAAUACAAAACAGAAACUUUUACUACGUUUCUUUCCUACCCCACAAUGGAUCCAGCUAAGAUGGCCAACCUGAAGAAAGAAACUGAAAUAAUGGAUGAUUUAAACCAUAAAAGGAGUCCUAAGAGUUUAGUUUCACCACCAAGGAAAAUAUCCAAGGAAAUAUAUGUCACAUUUGGUACCCCUGUACGUGCAAAAGGAUUUUCUGUUUCAGAGCAAGAUGCCCCCCAACAAAAAACGUUAUCCAAGGCAUCUCCAGGAUCUGGAAAUUCAUACACAUCUGAUAAGCCAGAGAAAGAGGUACAAAAUCAUGAUAAAAUGAGCAAAAUGCCCUCUUCCAAAGCAUUAGCCCUACAGACAAAGGGAUCGCUUGAGAAAAUGAAUAUCACAGAGUCAGAUACUCUCCCAAUUAUAGAAGAACAAGAGAUUGUUGUGAAAAAGCAAGUGGUGUUACAGUCUGAAAGGGGACAUGAGACCUGCCUGGAUUCCAGCCUUUCUCUUAAACUCCCACUUAAAGAUGGAAGGCAGAAGACGCAAUUGGAAACAGAUGUAUGCAAGCAAACUAUGGUGUACCCCAGAAUACAAAUACUACCAGGAACACAUGUGGGUAUUACAGUGUUUGAUACCCUCGGAGGGAAAAAAGAGCAGGCAUUGCUGGUGCCAGAACAAAAGGAAUGCAUUCUAGAAUCAUGUCAGAAGCCUCUUCCCUCCCACUGGACUUUUCCAGCUCAAUCUGAAGAUCUGGAAGGAAAAAAUAAAAUGGACACCAGUACUAUUAUAAAUCUGGAGCAAAAAACAUUAGAACUGGAAGAAGGGGAAUUAAAAAUAGACACAAACAUAGCUAUCUGUCUGGAAAAGGACAAAACAGAAAUGCACAAACACAUCAUUGUCAGUCUAGAGGAGAACUUAAAAAGGGACACAAAUAAUGUUGUAAAUGGGAACACUCCAUCUCCAAAGGCAGAGGAGUCUCAAAUUAACACUCAGGUGAUCACUCGUAUAGGAAACAGCUGCCCAAUCAAGCAAAAACAUAAAAAGGACCUAGAAGUCCCUGGUGCAAAACAAAAUAUUCAGCCACGAAAAAUGUUUCAAAAACAUAUUCUGGAUUCAUUUUAUGCCUACAUUCCUCUUUCUCUCAAGUUUGAAGGCCGGAAAGGCAGAUUAACAAUAGCAGAUUUGAAGAGAGAACUGAGCCCCAAAUAUUUAACUAUGAAAAUCCAAAACCACCCAAUUUCACAGAUUCUUAAUAACACAGGACGUGGUAUUCCAAGCAAUAGAAAGAAAUUAGAGUAUGACUUCAGCGGACCAAAGAAAACAGUUUUGUGGCGUGAAGAUACUUCAGGAAUAUGUAUCAGAAAUCUUUCUAUUUCCACGGUGAAUUCAUCUCAGACUGAAGAAACAGCAGAAUCUGAGACAAACCUAGAAAGAGAAAAGAUACUCUGUCUUUCUGAAUUCCAACAGAAAUCACCAAGCACUAGUGACAUUAAGAGGAAUAGCUCAAGCAUUGUAAAAGAAGGGUGUCCUCCCUUCCCCCCACUGUCAAAAUCAGAAACAAACCUCAGCCGUGAAGCAAAGGAAAACAUUUUGAUUCCACAAACAAAAGAAGAAAACGUUGUUCCAGGGCUUGAUAGCUCAAGGAUCAUAAAGGAACCCUACUUGCUUAUGACUGAGGAAGAAGAAAAGGCACCAAAACCCAUUCUGACGCCCACAGAGUGUCCACUCAUGUCUGAUGAGCCAAAGGCACCAAAACAGGGGGAUCAGAGUGAACCUAUCCAGGACACGACGACACCAAAGGUCCAGCAACAAAAAACUUUUCCAGGAAGUGGGCCUGUACCAUCCCAAGUUAAAAGUAAUGAAAUAAAAGUAGUGGCAGAAAGGACAAGUGCUGAAAGUUUACUUCCUCUUUAUGAAGCAGUUAAAAAUAUCUUGGAAUCCCAGAUAAAAAACAUGAUUCAGGACGAAAUUUGUGAGGAUAUACUGGAAAAAAUAAAAGCUCAUAAGCCUGAUGCUUGGAAGUCACCAUCUUUUGCAGGAAGUUCAGAUACAACAUCCACAACAAAACCUCCCAAAUUGCAGCCAAAACUCAUUUUGGAACGUCUUCUUCCCAAAGAAAACAAUAAGCUCACUAAUCAUUUAGAGUCAAAAGCGUUUGAAAUAAAACUGAAUCUGAUACCAGAGAUAGCAAAAAAAUCUUUCCACAACUUCAACUUUUAUCUAAAACAGUCUAUUUCAGAACAUAACAGUUGGAGGCUAUAUCCAAGACAUAAAAAAAUGUGCUUUUUGUCUCUAGAAGGGAUUGAUGCUACAGAACCUAAUUUAAAUCAGAAAUACCCCAAGGAUUCACCUCCUGUCCGCUGUAUGAAGACAUUGAUUGUCAAUGUUUCAAGUGACGGCAAAGAGAUCAUUGCAAACCAAAAGAGUAUUAGAAAGCUAGAAAGUGGAGCAUCUUCAGCGACUUCUGCUAAUGAGAUGCCAUUGACUCCUAUUCUUCCAAACUACUCAGCAGAAGAAAAAGACAAACUUUUCGUACACUUUUCUAUAAAAACAUUAGAGAUUCAAAUGACAGCCUUUCCCAGAAUUGUAAGAGAAUCCUACACAAUGGCCAAUGCUCAGAAUACAAAGAAACCUUUAUCUAAAUUUGUUAGUUCUGGUACCAAAGUACCAAAACGAAAAAACAAAGUUUUGUUACUUUUCGAGGAAAAAUCUCUUCAUCAAAUAGAUCUUGAUUUGCAAUACAAAUACCUUCAUUUUCUCCUGGGGCUUCCAGUCAAAAGUAUGUUCCCUAAACCAAAUGCACUUCCCAAACAUAUCCUGAAGUUAAACACAGUUGCAAUUUGUAAAAAUAGAGAUUACAGGGGAGAAAGCGGUGGUGGUCUUUGCAUUGACACAGAACCGUUAGUACAGCACAUCUCUUCCAAAAAGCAAAGUCCCCAUGAAAACUCAUCAUUGAUGAAAAAAUUCCUCAAGCCAACCCAUGUGUGCACUUCUAACGCUGAUCAACAGGCCACAGCUCAGAAAGAUAGUACAGUUCUUUCAGAGUUAAAGUCUCAUGUGACUCCAGAAAAAGAUAAACAAUGUCAUGGGUGGUUUCAAGAAACAAAUACGUAUAAAUAUUUUGAUCCAAAGACUCAGGAAAGUGCUCCCCAUUUAGUUGAUUCCCAUUCAAUUCCGAUUUCUGAAGAUUCUGCUGAGAGUCAGACAAAUAUUGAGAGUCUAGCCAACUUGGAGGCAUGCUCAGCUCUUGAAGUAUAUGGGAGCAAAGAAUGUAUGUUCUUAGAAGCAAACCCAUAUUUAAGUCAGGAAUCCCAAAACAUUCUGUUUGAAUUACAGAAAGGCAUUCCUUUGGAAAAUCUCUACAAGAUGAGAAAAAGCAAAACUAAUUUGAAACCAUUUUACAGGGAAUAUUCAGGUUCCCAUCAUGGUGUCAGAGGCUGUAGAAAACAUUCCUCAAUUGUGACACCUUCUUAUAAAUCCCACAAAAGCAGGAAAUACGGGUCAUCUGACACAACGCCAUUUCCUGACUGGUUGUGCUAUGGUUCAUUAAAUACUGUAGACGUUCCAUCUAGCUCAUCUUCUGUUCCAUUCAGUGAAGGGAAGUCUUCAUGGUCUGCAGGGCACAGAACCACCUACUCUUUAGCUCCCUUAACGGAAUCAAAUAUCAAAUUACAUCUUGCAAAAAGCCAAGGCAAACCUUACAGUCAUCUUGAAAGCAAAGAAAGAAAGAAGGCAAAGUUGGAUUUAUUUCGAAAGAACAACCUUCAUUGGGAGUGUGAUUACAGUUAUACACAGAAUAAAGAGAAAUGCACAAGAAAGAAAAAAGUAUGUAAUUAUGAGUCAGAAAGAUUGAAUCAUUAUGCAAGCAAACCUAAGUUACCAUCAAAGCCUCAUCAAGAGGAUGUCUACUUCCAUUCUGAAAGCAAACAAAACCAGCCAUUUUUUUAUGCCUGUAUACCAGCAGAUUCGCUGGAGAUUAUGCCUCAAACCAUUCGCUGGACUAUUCCAAGAACUUUAAAGAAGACAAACUUCAGAGUUCCUCUGGUGGCAAAGAUUUCAAGUUCGUGCAAUAUAUGGACUUCAUCCAAAAAGCUCUUGGGGUCUCUCUUGGAGUCCUUCAGUCCGCAGCAGCUCAUUGACCUACAUGUGAUCACCAUCUGCCAUCACGAGGGGGGCGGGCAUCAAAUCAUACUGGGCGCUCGCUCCGGAGCAUUGCCACUGUGCAGGAACAUCCUCCGGGAGGGGCAGGAAGCGAUUCUGCAGCACUACCAGGGAAAGGGAGACUACCUCCCAGUCAUCCUGCCUGGAUGUCGCCUGGAAGAGGCGACUAAUUGGAACUUCCCUUCUGUUCUUUCCCCUGGCAUCGAUGCCAAUGCCUUUUCUAUAGAUCCCACCGAGUUGCUAUUAGCAUUAAACAAGCAGCCCACGGCAGGCAGUGAUGAAAUCGCCGAUCAGGGUAUUUUCUGGGAGCGCAUGCCCGCUGAUGAGAGGCAUGGGACUAGUGAAGAAAUGCACAUCAUCUGGAGGUUUCCAGGAGAGCUUAUGAGCAGGUUAGAUCAGUCAGAACUUCCCCCAGAUCCCGAAGCUCAGCCACAGCAAAGGCUGGGAUGUGACUGCCGUUGGAAGCCCCCAACAGCACUAUUUGUGGAGAAGGCCCCCGAAUCCCUGCUGCUGAAAUCUCUGGGGCCAAAGCAGCCCUGGGUCCUUAUUUCUCAAGCCCCAAACUCAGUAUUUGCAUUUGAUUCAAUCGGCACUGACCGUGUGCCAGGGGACAGCUGUGGACUCGGGCUUCAAACCUCUAGGCUCUUUCUCAACCUUAGAGCAGGAAUUUCCAGGGGCCUAGAGUCUCUGUGUUUCAAAGCUUCCAGAUCUGCCCCUGCUCUCGGGCUGCCUCUCAAUCCGGCUGUGCCUGGCCUGCUCGCAUCUGAGAAGAGGCAUAAUAAUAGCAUCUACUUCACAGAGACUAUUGCCAGGACUGGAAGAAUCAAUGCACUGCACCAGAGCGGGGCUUGGAACCAGUACACGUCCUGCAGUUACUAUUUUGAUGCCCAUCAGUGA
This is a messenger RNA of Puma concolor (puma), 21066 nucleotides long. Lineage: Eukaryota; Metazoa; Chordata; Mammalia; Carnivora; Felidae. The record is from RefSeq and is a predicted model, not a curated record.